CCAAGGAAAGUCCCCUUUCACAUGCUAAUUCUGGGUUAUAAAUACAGCAGAGGAGCAGCCGAGCAGCAAAGAGCCCGUGGGGGAACAACGGGAGCGACCCACUGCCCGAGUGCCUCCUUCCCUUCCCGACCCAUCCUCCCGGCGCGUGGGGCGGGCGGCCUGGAUUACAAUGACGGCCACAGCCACCCACAAGCUGGCCAGCACCAAGGAGGAGAGAAAGUUAAGGAAACCCCUCAUUGAGCGGAAGCGAAGGGAAAGGAUUAAUAACUGCUUGGACCAGCUGAAGGAGACCGUUGUGGGUGCGUUUCACCUGGAUCAGUCUAAACUGGAAAAAGCAGACAUCCUCGAAAUGACGGUGAAGCACCUCCAGAACAUCCAGAGCAACAAGCUGAUGGCCGACUCCAAAGUGGGUCUGGAAGCCCAGCAGAGGUACAGCACCGGGUACAUCCAGUGCAUGCACGAGGUGCACAACCUCCUCCUCACCUGCGAGUGGAUGGACAAGACCCUCGGGGCGCGCCUGCUAAACCACCUGCUGAAAUCCUUACCCAGGUCUGGAGAAGACACAUGCAAAGCGGCAUUGAGGUCUUCAAGCCCAUCUCAGCAGCCUCUCUUGACCCCCAAGAGCCCCCUGAGCCCGAAGGGGAGCACUCGGGGCACACACCCCUCACAGGAGCGCUUCUACCCAGCGGAGAACAAGCAGGCUUUGAAAAAUUCCUUCCAGCUGCCGUCGCUGGCAGUUUUCAGCCAGGUCGAUGCUGCGCCUCCCAGACAGGUCCUGCAGCCAAAUUUUUCCCAUAACAACCCUACAAUGGGGUCAUUAGAUAUGUGGAGACCGUGGUAA
Messenger RNA from Chroicocephalus ridibundus (black-headed gull), 841 nucleotides. RefSeq names its product transcription cofactor HES-6-like. Lineage: Eukaryota; Metazoa; Chordata; Aves; Charadriiformes; Laridae. Gene Ontology annotation, biological process: regulation of transcription by RNA polymerase II; anterior/posterior pattern specification; regulation of neurogenesis. The record is from RefSeq and is a predicted model, not a curated record. Gene Ontology annotation, molecular function: DNA-binding transcription factor activity, RNA polymerase II-specific; protein dimerization activity; RNA polymerase II cis-regulatory region sequence-specific DNA binding. The transcript has 4 exons. The coding region runs from base 170 to 841 and encodes 223 amino acids. Gene Ontology annotation, cellular component: nucleus.